Capsella rubella is the source of this 1097-nucleotide messenger RNA. RefSeq names its product protein BPS1, chloroplastic. Lineage: Eukaryota; Viridiplantae; Streptophyta; Magnoliopsida; Brassicales; Brassicaceae. Bases 58 to 1056 code for a protein of 332 amino acids. The record is from RefSeq and is a predicted model, not a curated record. The transcript has 2 exons.
CGGAAGAGAAGAAAUUAAUUGUUUUGAGUUUUUGAUAUACAGAGUAAACUUAGGAAGAUGAGCUCAGAAAGAACAACAUCGCAAUGUUUCUUCCGGCAAAAUAAAUAUUUCAGGAUGUUGUUUCCAAAGAGCUCAAAUUUUUCAUCUUCAUUAUGGAACAACUUUGAGUCAUCAUUAACCGAGAGAAUGAAGAAACUCAUACCUGAAAACAAAGAUGAGAUUCUCACCUUACCUUGGAUGAUUAUUGCGAUGGAAUUACUCUAUGAUACACAUAAUGACAUAAACAUCCUCAUCACUGAUCUCAAGCUUCAUGAUGUGACUGAUUGCUCUGAUGUUUACAUGGAUAUAACCAUUAAAUUUAUGGAUCUUUGUAACGCUAUAAGCUCCUUGCUUGGUUGCAUCGACCAUUGUAUUUUAUGCUUUAAGGUCCUUUGGCAUAAACUAGAAAUGAAAUUUGAGGAAGAACAAUGCACUAAGAUUUGUUCUACACUUGAUAGUUGGAGGAAAGAUAUUACGGCAGAAAUCCUGAAAUAUCGCACAGUUCUUGGGAGAUAUGUUGAAUCAUUAAACUUUUACAAAGUCAAGAACUUUAAGAAAGCAAAGGUUUUAAUGAAGGCGUUUUACGCGGCUAAUGUUCUUACGGCUUAUAUUUGCAGUGUGUUCGUAACAGUUUUGUCGAAUUCAGACAAAGAUGUUUCCCCGAUAAAUAUCUCGAAGCAGUCAUUGUGGGAAAAAGAUUUCUUGAAUUUGCAGACUAUUGUAAACGUCAAAAUAAAAGAUUUAGUCUCCUCUGAUGGAACAACAACGGUAAUCAAAGAAUUGGAACGUGUUGCUGCCAAAGUGACGAAGAAGAUUUGUCGUACAGUUCAAGAUGGUGAUGAUGUUCUUGUUCAAGAGUCGGCCGAGGAAUCUAAUGGGGAAGGGAAAGAAGAGAUCGAGAAAUUAGAUCAUGAGCUAGAUGAACUAUCAAAAAAAGUUCGUAACUUGUUUAGUAUAACUUUAAAAGGACGUGAAACCAUUUGUGCAUGUUUGUUGAGUGAACUCCCUCAUGCAUGAAUCUCACAUAUAUAAUUAAAAUCUCCAUUUUCUUUUGUUUA